Bipolaris victoriae FI3 is the source of this 393-nucleotide messenger RNA. RefSeq lists its product as hypothetical. Lineage: Eukaryota; Fungi; Ascomycota; Dothideomycetes; Pleosporales; Pleosporaceae. The transcript has 2 exons. Bases 1 to 393 code for a protein of 130 amino acids. The record is from RefSeq and is a predicted model, not a curated record.
AUGUCUUUCAUUCGCCUCUUGCUUCAUAGGGGAAAAAAGGCGAAACGCAGGGCCAAAUGGGGAUCGAUAUUCGAGCUCCCAUCAUUCGCCAAAGGGCCACCCCUACAGGACGUUCGCGGUCUAAUUCAUCUAAAACCCCCGGAAAUACUUCCUGCUGAUGUACUACGCAAUAUGGAGAAGAAUGAACUCAGGCUAGACGAAACGGUGGAGCUUAUAGCCAUAUCUACAAGAACCAGCAACUCCACCGGUGUCGAAGGCAACGAAGCUAACAAGCUGUAUAAUCUGAGCAUGGAAGCAGAUGAAAGCGAUGAUCUAGCAUUUGAAACGACUUCCAAGUAUCUAGCAGUUACGAAGGAGAUGAAGUUAUAUGGCAUAGAAGGCUUAGACGGGUAG